Molecule: messenger RNA, 17803 nt
Organism: Amoebophrya sp. A120
Lineage: Eukaryota; Dinophyceae; Syndiniales; Amoebophryaceae
Source: the annotation of a GenBank genome assembly
CCACCAACUACCACCCCAGAACCGACGACCACGUAUCCUGUGUAAAAGUAUCCCCACCCCAGAGUUGUCAUGCAAAUGUGCAAUGACAGGAAGAUUUCUAAUGCGCACUUCCAUGAGAGGCAUUUCCAGUCGUGUUUUGGAAUUUGUAAUGCUGUAACCAGGACGAGAAAAUGGCUUUGUCAUGCGGCUUUCCUUGCCAGCCAGUACUACACUGCAGAUGGAAACUUGUCUUGCAGAACCCCCAAAACUUGGGGAUUUGUGUUGCAGACUUCCCAUCUUGACUAUGGUGUGGGGACGUUUUUACAAAGGAUACCACGACGCCAGAACCAACAACCACGCCAGAACCGACGACCACCACAACGACCACGAGCCACUAUAUCAAGUGUGAUAUGGACAUAUCAAAUGUAAAAAUCCCUGGACGUCUGGAAGGAUGGAACUUGUGAUGCGUCCUGUGGAUCACACAAAAAUCUGUCUUGCGUGAUCAACAAAAGACGCCCUUUUCUGACCACCAUGAGAGGGAAUUUCUCAUGCAGGACAGGCAUGAUAGAGACCUCGCAGAAUCUGUCAUGCUAGGCCCUGCAUUCCAGACCUUAUGGGGCAUGCAAAUUCUGCAUGACAAACUUGCAUUCUUCCAGACCCAGACAUAUUUGCAAUCCAUAGGACAGCAACCCGGGCAGUCCAUACUCAAGCGAGGACGGAAAAAUCACCCCCGCAGUGAAUGUGUUACACGUAUGCAUUGCAAAUAUCGAUCUGGGUCUGGAAGAAUGCAAGUUUGUCAUGCUCUGCUAGCAUGAUUCUCACUUUUGUCAUGCAGAUCACCCAAAAGCGCCACUUUGGUGUCAUGCAGAAGCCCAGUUUGUCACGCAGAAUAGACAACGCCGCAGCAUCUCCAAAACCUGUCAUGCUUGGCAGCCAAUUGAGGCGUGCUCCUCUUUGUCCAAUCACCAUCACAAGUUUCCAGACCCAGACACUUUUGCAUUUGAUAACACUUGAGAAGCGACAACCUCGUCCACAAGUGGAACGAGUUAUGAAAGUGCACAACCCCCCCUCGUUCUCAUUUCUCAUGCAAAUAAAUCCACAAUUCCAGUUGUUCCCUUGUAUCACUAUUAUGCAUGACAAAUUUUGGGAGCCCAAACAGUACUACAUUAGGUACGCAAAUUUGUCAUGUGGAACCUCCACGUGUGCUGGUGUUUGCAUUGCUGUCCAUGCUAUACAAAUGAGGGAGAGGGGGGGUUGUGCACUCUCAUACGAGUCCGGGGGCGACGGACACACCUACGCGAUGGAGUGGAAAAACUUGUACCAUUUCCGCAAUAUUCUGAGUAAAAACAUCCCCACCCCAGUGUUGUCAUGCAAAUCUGCAUGCCAAAAAAGUUUCUCAUGGUGCGAAGCCCCGUGAAGAGCUUUUUCUAGUCGUGUUUUGGGAUUUGCGAUGCUAGAAAUAGCAUGAUAUGCUAGAUCUGUGAUGCUGCUGAACUAGCUAAACAGGAUCACACUACAACUAGGAAAAAACUUCUCAUGCGAAACAACCAAAGUUGGCUGAUUUGUCUAGCAGAUUUCCCAUCUUGACUCUGGUAUGGGGUCGCUUUUACUCAGGACACGCAAGGAGAUGUACUUUUAUCCGGUGACAAACGAUCCCUACAAUCCGGAGUACGAGUGGCUCUGCGACGACGCGCGCAUGUUGUACCGGUCCUCCAGUUAUGGAAUGCAAAUAUGUCAGGGUCUGAAAAAUUGCAAGAUUUGUCAUGCAUCUCGCGGACCACACUCAUGGUCUGUAAUGCAGACAGAAGCAUCACAGAUUUUUGAGACCUUCCUCAUCCUCAUGCCUCUUCCGCAUGAGAAGUUCGAGUUUCGCCUAGCGAGAAUUGGGUAACUGUUGGCGUUCAUGCAACACAGAUUUUCUCGUGAUCCAGAUUUCGCAUGACAGGCUUCAUUCUUCCAGACCCAGAUCGAUAUAAUUUGCAAUGCAUACCAGUAGUUCGGACACGUUGCGAACCACUUCGAAAAACCAGAAUCCCGGCAGCGGGUCUUCCAGCAGACACUGGCAACUCGAGCCCAGUCCUCUGGGGGGGAACAAGAUCUGCAUCAAGCACGUUAGUAACCACUGGGAAAUAAAGUUGCAUCGCACCUACAUGAACAGAAUUGCAAUCGAUAUAAGUAUUUGCAUGACAAAAAUAAAUUUUGUCUUCCUUUUCCAGCAUGACAAACUCCCUUUUUUGUAGCUCUCUUGAGAGUGAAACUUGCAAUGCAAUUCAUGAGUGCGAUCUCCAACUUUUGCAAUCCAUAAUCAACACUAUCCCACAGAAAAAGACCGACAGGUCAUAUUUGUAAUGCAAAAAUAAAUACACAGGAAAAUCUGUCAUGGGCGAGGCCAUAACAUCCUGUUUAGGGCAUGCAAUACAGAUUUUUUUGUCUAUUUAUUUUGGCAUUACAAAUAUGACCUGUCGGUCUUUUUCUGGGGGAUAAACACGGGCGAGUACCUACGAGUGGACGACUGGGACCAAACCUUUAUAUCAAAAGGAAAAAUCCCCCCUCCCCAUAUCAAAACGAAGUUUCUGAUGCUGGAUUUGCGUACCCAAAUCAGAUCUGUCUUGCUGGCGAGGACUGCAGGCUCCUGCCAAGCCUGAGUAGAGAGCUUUUGGCCUAGGCGCUUAGAAUGAGAAACGUCUAUGCUGUAGGCCCAACAGCAUGACAAACCGCCUGCAUAGUGCGGCAGAGCCUGCGGCGUUGUCUUCUUGCAAGACAGACUUGAUUUGGGGUCUCAAAUCAGCAAGACAAAUUUUCGGAAACAUACCUUUUCGAUAUGGGGAGGGGGGAUUUUUCCUCUCAAUACUUUACUUCCCACAACGAAAACAACGGAUUCACCUUCACCACAACCUGCACGUCGACGGCCCGGGCCUGGGAGAUCAGGAAGCACAGCACUUCUACUAACUGCAAAAAUUAAUGUCUGGGUCUGGAAGAGUCCUCGGGGCUUGUCAUGCACAACAUUCUGCAUGGAUGACCACCCGUGAGGUCUGUGAUGCUGGUCCUGGUGCUAGCAUCACAGAUUUUUCGAGAACUUCUUGAUGCUAAUCGCGCAUGAGAAAUGCCCUCUCCGCGUGCCAAGAACUGGCUCCUCUUGCUGCUCAUGCAACACAGAUAUUUAUUCUAGAAUCCGCAGACAGCAUUAUUCCAGGCCCAGACAUACUUAUUUGCAAUCCAUAAGUUCCGGCGGUCUCUCUUCCACGGUAGAAUGUCGAAGAAAGACUGUGUAUGGAAACAGGCGCUUGGACGAGGAGGCGAAGAAGCAGGAAGAGAAAAAGAAUAACCCAGUCCUUGCCACGGGCACGGACGGGAGUGGCGCAUUGGUCCUCCCUGAAGAACAAGAGGACAAUGCUCCAGUCGAAGACGCUUUGCGUCUGGGCGUAGCCUUGAACCAAGGCGUGGAUAAAUUAUCCGAGUUGGAAGACCACCGGCGCGGGCUGGUGGAUAGCGGUGAUCUGCCAGAGAUUGUGGAAGAAGUUGUUCAACCGCAGAGCCAUGUUGUUUCAUCUUCCACUGCGACCGGUAAUGUUGUGUCAACUUCCACUUCGACGUCCUUGCCAGCAAAAAGGACCAGAUCGCUUACACAACAACAACAACAAUCCUCCCAGCCGCCGUACUACCAGCAGGGCCAGAACAGCAAUUUGAACCACGAGCCUACGGUGGAAUUCCACGAUACGGAGGACAACUCGAUCCGAUUGAGUAUUACCGGACUGGAGCAGCACUACCAGAACCUCCCGAACCCGGUUUUGAAAAACUACGUGGAAGGGCUUUCGCAUGAUGUGUAUCCGAAGUUGAAUUUGCUCUUCGGUCAUCUACAAUCCAGAGCCGCGUAUUUCCGGGUUUUUAAAGCGCCGAUGACCUACAGCCACACGACAAACAACCAGCAGAGUCAAAUCAAAACGAUUCGGUAUUUGGAUGUGGAUUGCAGCAAUGUGCAGACGCUUUGCGGGUCUGUGGAUUCUCCCGCGAGGGGUCAGCCGCCGUGUACCGAUCCGUCGGUGAGCAGCAGUACUGAAACUAAUUCUACUAUCCUGUGUAAAAGCGUCCCCACCCCAGAGUCAAGAUGAAACUUCUCUGUGCUUUAAUUUUGGUCUUUUCCAGUACAUAAAACACCCCAGACUCAAGAUGGGGAAUCUGCUAGACAAAUCAGCCAGGUUUGGCUGUUGCGCGUCAUAAGUUUGGCCUCGUAGUGUAAUCCUGUUUGACUUGGUCAGAAGCGUCACAGAUCCAGCAUAUCAUUCUGAUUGGAGCAUUACAAAUUGCAAAACACGGCUACAAAAUACUUCUCAUGGGGCUCCGCAUGAGAAACAUUUCCAGCAUGCAAAUUUGAAUGACAACUAUGGGGUGGGGACGUUUUUACACAGGAUAUCUACCACGAUGGAUCCGGGUAGCGGAAGUGGUACAACCAGCACAACUUUAUGCACUGCAAAAGUAUCGUACUGGUAGUAACUGCAUUACAAAUUUCAGCGGCAUGAGAAAUGGAAUUUGUAAUGCGAUAUUACGAUUACCUCAAUAAAAAGAUUUGUAAUCCAUUACUCCGAGUGCGAUACUUUUGUCAUGCAUAAUCCUAUGAUCCCAGCAACCCUAGUAACAGUUAUUGCAGGGAAAAAUCCCCCCUUCCCAUAUUGAAAACACGUCCUUCCGAAAAUUUGUGAUGCAAAUUUGUGACCACAAAUCCUGUCUGUCUUGCCAGAAGGCAAAUCCAGAGACUCCGCCUCCAUAUGCAAGCGGUGUGUAAUGCUGCAAGGCCUACAGGGCAGAUGUCUGCCAUGCUAGGCCCCUACACCAAAAGGCCCCUGCUUAGGCUUGCGAUCUGCGUGCAGUGCUUUCCUGCAAGACAAGUGUGAUUUGUGUACACAAAUCCCGCAUCACAGAUUUCCGCUUUGAUAUGGGGAGGGGGGAUUUUUCAUUUUUAUAACAGUCCGCCAGACACGACUAGCACGACUACCAGCACGACUUCGGAUCCAAAUCCUAUCAAAUGCAAAUAUAUCUGGGUCUGGAAGAAUGCAACUUGUCAUGCUGCAUUUGGGCGGUUCACAAAAAUUUGUAUUGUAUGAGCAGCAAAGGGACGAGUGUUAUUUUUGCUACGCGGCGAGGGGCCCAUUUGUCGUGCGGAAUAGGCAUCAAAAACCCCGAACCCCGCAGAAAAUCUGUGAUGCUACGGCAUGCGUCACAGAUCGAUCAUGGCUCAUGCGAUGAAACGUGCAUGACAAGUCUCAGAAAAAUCUGGGCACCAGACCCUCCAGACUACAUAUUUGCAGUUAAUACCACCAAGAAGUAGGAGACAACUCUCUUCCUCGUUCGGCUUCGGCUCCGAUUCCGGUAGCGGCUUUCUGCACCCGAAUCACUACUGUUUACACGUGUCGGCGAAGCAGCAAGCCGGGUUUUUGGAUACGGAUAGCGGCACGAAAGCCUGUGUAAGGGAUUUCUGCAUGCGACAAUCCUUCUGCGGUGGUUACGAAAUCGUCGGCAGCGGUCCAUCGAAGCAGUACAGACUACUUUUAAUCGGCAGUUUUGAAAGGAACGACAACCAGGGGAAUAACAUCGGCGCGCAACCCUGCGGAUCGGAGCUGGGGUUGAGUCCCUGUCCGACUGAUAGAAGGUGCUUCCAACUAGUCCGGCCGAAAACUUUGAACCCGAUGAUCUUCGACCAAUCGGGGGUGCAUUCUGCGGUAUGCAUUGCAAAUAUGUCUGCGUCUGGAAGGUUGCAACUUGUGAUGCUAUCUCUGGAUUCUAAAAAAAUCUGUAUUGCAUGACCAGCAAAAGGAAUCCAGUCUGUGCUAUGCGGAGAGGCCAUAUCUCGUGCGGAUUAGGCAUCAGGAAGCCGUCUGAAAAUCUGUGAUGCUACGUCAUGCAUUACUGGCAGUGUGGGUCAUGGAAAAUCUGCAUGACAAGUCUUGCAACCCUCCAGACCCAGACAUAUUUGCAUUUGAUAUGCGGAAGAACCGGACAACACGAAGAUGCUCGAUGUGCUGGAUGUGGGGUACAAUAAAGACUAUCGCAGGAAAAACCUGUUUCACUGUACACUUGUAAUGCACAAAAUGCAUCUCAGAAGUGUUUGUCUUGCUACAAAUGCGAGACAGUCGAUUUUUAGCUGUGCUUUCCCUUAGGGACCUCGCAUGGCAAGUUUUCUCUGUCAUGCAAAACAAACUUGUCAUGCAACACUUGCAAAAUCCGUACAGUGAGACACUUCUUUCGUACGAUAAAGAUCCGAUGGGCAAUAGCUUCGACCUACACGAAGUGUUGCGGAACAUGCUUUACAAAGACAAGGGGUUAGCCGAAACGCUGAAAUACUAUUCGCUUGACGACAUCGUGCAGAACGUGAUGACAAGCCAGCAGGAGGGCAUGGACAUAAUCAGCACGGUGAACAAUGAAAGGGUGUUGGUUAUGGGAGUGUCAGAACCGAAAUCGACAAAGUCGAAAUGAUUUGUAAUGCAUAAAAUGGAUACAAGUUGGAGCCCAGUUUUCAAGCGGUGCAUGACAAAUUUUUGCAGCAUCGAAAGCCAAUUUGUCAUGCUGUUUAGGCACAGAGGACCUCCGCUUUUGUCAUGCUACUUCAGCAGCUCUAUCUCAAACCGCAAACAGGCUUACAGUUGGCCUCUCUUGCCAUCCCCGCAAGACCGGCACUUCGUGCCUUGUUGCGUUGUAUGCAUGACAAUUUUUUCAACUUUGUCGAUUUCGAUCCUGACGCUUCCAUAUUGGUCCAACGGUUAAAAACCGCAUUAGACACCUACAUCGCCGCCAACCCACCAGUUUCCCCUGACGCUUGGUCCGACUCUGUGACGAACGUUUUCAAAGUCAAAUCACCCGGGGAGGUGUUCCUCGAGCAUUACCCAGAGUACUACAUUCACGACAAUAGCAAAAACUGGGACUUCGCUGCGGACGGGAAUGAGGUGGUGUCUGACUUCAUCUUCAACUACUUUUCUCUCCGUUAUCGGCCGUUCUACGAGUUACCAACCUGCCCACCAUUGGCGAAACGCGGCUACGCAAUCACACCCGCUUUGACCGCGACGAGUUCUUCGAGGAUUGUCUCGGAUUACUCGAAUUUAGCUUUGUUUUCUGGCGAAAACGCGGAAUCGUAUUCGCCGAAUCACCGCGGUGCGGAUAAUCUCGCGAGCAUGAUUCCGGGAAGGGUGCGGGCGACGCUGACAAAUCCGAGAUAUGAUGUUGGGUUCAACCAGUGUUUGUUGAAGUCCUACGGCGGACAUUUCGGUGUUCUCGCGGGGACUUUCUGCGAUGUGAUGUGCAUCGCAAAUUACCAGCCCAUGGAUGUUUCGGACUAUGGUUCUGGGCUGUUGACAGAGGCCGGUACGUCGAGCCCAGAUGGAGGUGAAGGUGAAUCCGAAUCUACCAGCGUCGUGCGGCAAAGAGAACUGCAGAUAGAGCAGUCAACUCUCCUGAUGCUGCAGCGGCAAAACGGGUUCAUGUGCCCCUUACCCAGGUCCGUACCGAACAACAACCUCGGAAGCGGUUACAACAGGCCGAUGCAGUCCCCGCAGGACAAGCAAAUCGCUUUCACGGGCUACGGGUGCGAGCCGUUUGCGUGUCUAUCCCUCGAUGAAGACUCGUUGUCCUCAACCUACAACGUGCACAUCGAAUCCCGGUGGUCGUUUCCACAUCCAAGCAUGCGGAACGCGUUUGGGAGUAGGUCCGGUGGUGCAAUCACGUCGACUGCUGAAAGACAAAACUUUUUACCACUACUAGGCCCGCCACAUUUAACCGUUUUAGCAAAGGAUAACGCAGCCACAAUCACAGCGCAAGCAGCGGCGGAGAAUCUAUUCGUCCAGCCGGAGCACUUACAAAAUCAAUAUUACCACUACCCCCAACUGUACGACAACUACGACCAUCCGUCUUUGAGUGAUACUGUGUCGAUAUGAAAGUGCACAACUCCCCCUCCCCCUCAUUUGUCAUGCAAAGUGCCUAAUUUGCGCCUUGGCUCUUGGCACUGUUUGCAUGACAAGUUUUGGCAUUCCAAAUAGCACCACACGCCUGUCCAAAUUUGUCAUGCGAAACCUGUGUUCUUGCUGACGCUUGUAUUGCUGUUCAUGCAAUUAUACAGAUGAGAGGGAGGGGGAGUUGUGCACUUUCAUACUCAACCUGGGAAGAGCAUCCUGUUUCCGAUGACCCGAGGAUCAUCGGGUUAGCGGCGACGACAGAAGCGGUCACCUUCGCCUGCGAAGUCCCGAACACCUCGCCCGCGAAUGUUUUCCACGAAGCGAGAUGCGUCGACGGCGAGUGGUACCCGGAGUGGGUGCAAUCGUUCGCGACUGGCUGGGUGGGUUCUUCGGGGAGUAGUGGGAGUAGUGGAAUUUCUUUCAGAAGUAGAAGGGAAAGGCAGUUAGAGCAGAAGAAGGAGCGGGAGGAAAGAAGGAAACUGUCACCGACUAAGCAGGAACGGGUGAACAAUAAGAGCAGCAAAGGUGGAGAAAUUGCUGCUGCGGGAGAGCAGCAGGAACACGAGAGUGACAGCGCUAAUACGCAGCAACAACUCAACAACAUUCCGAAGCCGAGCGCGUUUUCCUCAUCAGCAUCCUCCUCUGGCUCCGAAAGCAGGAGUACCAAACCAAAACCAAAAUCGUUGUUACGGCAUCUGCAGCAACACAAAUCUUCCAACACCCGAAAGCUCUCCACAGAGAGCUCAGAUCCAACAGCCCCUCUUCCCCAGUGCGUCGCCGCCGCUGGCUGUCCGACCAAGCCAAUCACGGACUUGGCGUUACGGCCACUACAGUAUUCCGACCGCGCCACCGCGCUAACCGCGACGACCGUUCCCACUGGUACGAUGGUUUCCCUCGCCUGUCCGUUAGUGGCGUCUGGCCAGGUGGAUGAAGCCGGAAAUGACAUUUACCGUGAUUAUAUGGAUUGCAAAAAGGUCUGGGUCUGGAAUAGCGGAACUUGUAGUGCUGUCUGCGGAUUCUAAAAAUAACUGUGUUGCAUGAGCAGCAAGAGGGGUCAGUUCUUGGCACGCGGAGAGGGCAUUUCUCAUGCGUAAGUAGCAUCAAGAAGCUCUCAAAAAAUAUGUGAUGCUAGCACCAGCAUCACAGACCUCACGGGUCAUGCAAAAUGUGCAUGACAAGCCCCGACUGUCCCAGACCCAGCCAUUUUUGCACUUGAUAGAUUACGAGAUGACGUCAGACCCGGCUGAAAUUGCGAAGGUGAUGGAGUUAUCAAAUGUAAAAAUGUUUGGGUCUGGAAGAAUGCAACUUGUGAUGCUGCGUUUCGAUGUCUAAAAAAUUUGUGUUGCAUGAGCAGCAAAAGGAAUCUAAUUUUUGCUACGCGGAGAGGGCAUUUGUCAUGCGGAAUGGGCAUCAAGAAUCCCUCAAAAAACCUGUGAUGCUAGGGCAUGCAUUGCAGGUAUCAUGGGUCAUGAGAAAUAUGCAUGACAAAUCUUGCAUUCUUCCAGACCCAGACACUUUUGCACUUGAUAGGAGUUAGUCGGUAGCGCAACGCAGAACAACUACGGAGUGAGGACCGCGACUACUACAACAACCAUGGAUCCGGAAAUUCUAGCAGCCGAUAGCACGAUCACAACCACGACAACCCUCUGGGAUUACCCAGGCUGGAAACUCUCCCAAGUAACUAGGAUUUGCUACGAUGGGGUCUGGAUGAGUCCUUUGAUGGUCGAUAGGCUAUUAUCCUCUCCCGCGGCUCGGUUCCAGAAGGCGUUUGCAACCGCGACGGCAACGACAACCACGACGGCCGGAACAGUGGUUAGGAGGCAACUCCAGACUGAGGGUGAAGGAACAACAACUUCUACUGAGGGCGAGGGAGAUAGUACUGAAACAACUACUGUUGAUGACACCGUCACAACGCCCCCUGUUGAUACAGCAGCAGUCGCAGAAACCACCACGACCACAACAACGUUGCCGUUCCUUUCUAUCCGAGAAAGGAACCAGUUUCCCGCGUGUAAAAAGAUUGCGGAAGAGGGAGAAGUGAUUCGGACCAGCACGGUUUCCGUCGUCGCUCUUUCCGUCGGCAUGGCUUUGGACAGCUCGACACUAGCCGCGUUAGCUGCAAGGGGGACUGAAGAGAAUCCGGAUGUACCCGCGAUUGUGAUCGGUAUCAAAUGCAAAUAUGUCUGGGUCUGGAAGAUUCUAAACUUGUGAUGCUGUCUCUGGAUUCAAAAAAAAUUUGUAUUGCAUGACCAGAAAGAGGACUCCAGUUCGUGCUACGCGGAGAGGGCAUUUCUCAUGCGGAAUAGGCAAUAGUAAGCCCUCUAAAAAUCUGUGAUGCUAGGGCAUGCAUUACAGACAUUAUGGGUCAUGCAAAAUAUGCAUGACAAACCUGGCAAUCUUCCAGACCCAGACACUUUUGCACUUGAUAAUCGGCACACCCGAGCAACUGCUCGGCAUGGACAGAUUGACCACGACGAGGUAUCAAGAGGAAAAAUCCCCCCUCCCCAUAUCAAAAGGAAGUUUCUGAUGCUGGAUUUGCGUACACAAAUCAGAUCUGUCUUGCAGUAGAGAGCUGCAUGCCCAUGCCAAGCUGAGGUAGAACGGUUUUGACGUAGGUGCGUAGCAUGGCAAAUGUGCACUCUGUAGUCCCCAUAGCAUCACAAACCGCCUGCAUAAUGCAGCGGAGUCGCUGGAUUGGCCUUCUUGCAAUACAGAGACGAUUUGCGUCCACAAAUCAGCAUCGCAAAUUUUCAAAAGUGCCCCUUUUUGGUAUGGGGAGGGGGGAUUUUUCCUUUUGAUACGAGGACGCACACGGAGGGUGAAUUAACCGUCUGCUUCUACAGCUUAGAAAACGCAGAUACUGUACAGGGGGAUUUAAUCGAGGGCGCUACUGGCUCCCGGGAAGUCACCGCGGAGUCCUACGUGUACAUCGGGACUAUUGAUUUAGGAGACGAUAAGGGAGUUAUCAAAAGGAAAAAUCCCCCCUCCCCAUAUCAAAGCGGAAAUCUGUGAUGCAGAUUUGUGGCCACAAAUCAGCUCUGUCAUGCUAGAAGGGAAAAGAUGUGGACUGUAGUGCUGCGUGGCGUGGGAAAGCCUUGCAUCUUCAGCAUGACAGGAGGCAGCUGGAGGUGGAGAGCAGCAUGUUGACAAAUUGCCUGCAAACGAGGCCAGGACUGCGGCUCGUGGCCUUCUAGCAUUACAAGUCGAUUUGUGUACUCAAAUACAGCAUCGCAAAUUUCGUUUUCGAUAUGGGGUGGGGGAAUUUUUCCUUUUGAUAGGAGUCGUCUGUGCGUUAAACUACGCAGGGGGAACUGGAUUAACCGCAAGGAGAAGAUUGACAAUGCACGAAGACGAUGCGGAGAAGCAGCAGAAAUUUGAGGAGAAUUACAAACUUAUGGCACCCGCGAUCACAGGCAGGAAGGAAGACAGGGACAGAGCGGAAAAAGCACGGAAAAAUCUGGCUGCAAGGACUCGAAAGACUAACUCUGUUGUUCUCAAAGAAAAAAUAGACGAAUACGAAGCAGCUGGUGCACUGGUAGCAGCAGGUGACAGCAGCACAAGUGCUUACCCAGAAGCGGCGCAAGAAGUAGCAGAAAAGCGUCAACUUUCCACCUCCGUCACAACUGGUUACAACUACGAAUACCGAGCGAGCGGCACGAAUGCCGCUUCUGUCGUCGCACAGGUAGAAGCCGCGGCGAGCGGCCCCGCCCUGGCUGCACGAUUGACCAGCGCGGUGAGCACCAGCUUGGGCUGCACUGCGGCCACCAUCGCGAGCUGUAUCACCGGAUUUGCGCAGAUGAUCUCGUUCGCGAUUCGCGAGAACGUCGUUGUGGAAGUGAAUGAAUGGAGAUUCAAACCUUGGAAAGCCUGCAGCAACCAGUGCGGAGAGGGGACGAAAGAGCGGGAAUUUUACUGUGACCAGAGCGUCGAAAGCGGGAAUACAGAGCCCUGUCCGUUCAACGAAAUUUGGAGGUUGAAACUAGAAGACGACUGUGUCGAGUGGGGUGGGUGUGUUGCGACCAUAUUGUGUCCAAUGACGGCGGAAUACGGCUGCGCGUGGCAGACACUGAUGAUGCUCGCGAUAUUCGGUAUUUUUUUUUACUUUUUACGAUUGCUUUUAAUUGCAUAGUACCACUUUAAUUGCAGGGCAAGCUCUUUUCACUUGAAACUUGCUUUGUUAUCAUGCUGAAUUUAUUCCGAUUCACAGUUUCGAUUUGUGAUGCUAAAAUAAAACCAAAAACCACCGCAAAAUAAAUCAGGUGCCAUCUCCACCGCGUUCACCACCUACAUGUAUUGCGGUUGCAAGACCCCGAAGGGCGGCAACAUCAAGGGCCUCGCGAAAGACGGUAAGAGCAAGAUGCGCUGGAGCAAAGGCCGGGAUCAGGAUAUCAACUGUAAAAAUGUCUGGGUGUGGAAACUUGUGAUGCAAGUCAGGGAAAAAUGCGCAUACUGUAAUGCACUGCCAAGCAUGACAAGGCUUUCCGUGGUUCAGUGUUGCGUACUCCGCAUGAGAAACUGCGUUUUUGCAUGACAGGCAAGAGAAGCCCUUUGCGGCCAUGCAAUACAGAGCUCAGAGUCAUGCCGGACUAGCAUGACAAAUCCCGGAAUCUUCCAGACCCAGACAUUUUUGCAUUUGAUACAGGAAACGGGGAAGCAAAAGAUCAUCUGGCACGGAGAGGAUGUACAGCAGUUUAUGAUUGCGGAAGGGUUUGUGUUCGAUAAAGACGAAAAACUGAAAGAGGAGGACGGCGCGGAUAUCAAAGUGAAAAAAACCGCCACCCCAUAGCCAAAAGACAAUUUGUGUUGCUGGAUUUGUGCACACAAAUGCUCUGUGUAUUGCAGCAAGAGCUUGUCGGCAUAUUCUAAGCCCAUUUGGUUAUCCGGCUAGCAGCUGCGCAUGAGAAACAAGUCUGACAUAGGCAAAAACGCAUGACAGACUGGCUGCACAAUGCGCCACAUGGGUGCCGUUAUUUGCCUUGUACGCAAGACAGAGCUGAUUUGUGCUCACAAAUCAGCAUCACAGAUAUGGGGACGCGGAGGGAUUUUUCCUCACAAUAGGGGAGGAGGUCGUCGGCGCACCGGUGCAGGCGGAGGGGGAAGCGAAGCCGCCGGAGAGGUUCUUCUCCAUGGAGUCCAUGGAUGCCGACAUUCCGGAUGAGGGCGCGAUUCUGGACACGUCAAGGUUGAAGCAAGCGAUAUGAAAGUGCACAACUCCCCCUCUCCCUCAUUUCUAUUGCGCGAACAGCAAUACAAGUGCAGCAAGAAUACAUGUUUUGCAUGGCAAAUUUGGACAGGAGUGCAGUGCUAUUUGGGCCGCCAGAACUUGUCAUGCGUAAUAGUGACAGGAGCGAAAGCGUAAAUUACGCAUUUUGCAUGAGAAAUGAGAACGAGGGGGGGUUGUGCAUUGUCAUAAGUGACGAUGGAUAUCGACGCAGAGAUGAAAUCGAUUGAGGAAAUCGUGGUGAAAUACCCCGAACCACCGGCGUGUCUGAAGAUCGGAGAAAAUCUGGAGUACUAUUCGACAACCUACAGUUUGUUCCUCCCCGCGAAAAUCACCGCACACGACAGCAAAACGGGGACUUGCUCGGUGGUGUUAUCAGCCAGGUUGAGUGCAGCGAGGCAGACGAGGAGCAAUGUAUAGAAUUUGUUUUUUUUUUGCAUUUUUACACUUUUGGGCUUUUCUUGCAUGAGACAAAAACAUUCUUUCACAUUCCAAUUUCCGAAGCUGCAUCACAAAAAAUCCGGAUUGCCAAUUGUACCUAGGUUCCCUUCGCCAUGCUUCGUAUUGCCCUUCGAGAAAACGAGCGCUGCGAAAUUUUCGUGGGCGACCAGGUUGUAUGGAUUGCAAAAGUGUCUGGGUCUGGAAGAAUGCCAGACUUGUCAUGCAGGUUUUUCAUGACCCAUGAGGUCUGGUAUGUAGGACAUAGCAUGACAGAUUCUGGGAGAGUUCUAUCAUGCCUAUCCAGCAUGAGAAACUGCCUUUCGAUUAGGUCAAAAGUGGGCAGCUUUUGGUAAUCAUGCAACACAGAUUGCUACAGGAUUCAGAUUUAGCAUGACAACUUGCUUUGUUCCAGACCCAGACACUUUUGCAUUUGAUAGGUUGGCUGGCUAGGUCCGGUCUUCGUGAAGGAAAGGGUAAACGCGAAGGGUAGAUAUGCAAGAACAAAACGAAUGUGAGUGUAAGUCUGUGAUGCAGAAAAUGCAAAACUGUUUACACUUGUCAUGUUGGAUCUGCACCGUCAGAGGCUCUGUACUUUUCGCACGUGUUCAUCUCACGUACUAGCUACGCAUGACAGGUUUUCUGUGUCAUGCAGAGCAAACUUGUGAUGCUAGUAUUCCUCCAAGAAAGUUACAUUUACACAGUUUUUUCCUUGGAUAGCAGAGGUGCGGAGUACAUUGUCACCGUGUCGGAGGAGGUUUUACAUCCCGAUGUGAAAGUCCCGAAACAAAAAACCAUGCGGGUGGAACUGACGAAAGUCAGAAGGCUCUUCGAAGUCGAUGACGAGGUUGUAGUGCAUCACGAAAAGCAGUGGCUGAAGGGGAAAGUGGUGAAAUCCCACGACCAAACCGUCGCAAUCAACGCGAACAACGCUUUACUCCACCUCCAAGAACGAGUAGCGCUGCGGAAGAAUGUAUCCACUGCAAAUCAUUUGCCGCACACGUACAAUUGCAUUCUUGCAUGACAAACUUCUGCUCCUAUUGCAUCCGGCAUGACAAAUGGACGAGAGUAGGUUGGGAAAAUUUGUAAUGCAUCUUGUGCAACGUUCGGUAAAUUUGUGUUGCAUAAAACGCGAAGAAAAUCCUCUCCCCGAAGUCCGCCAGGAAAUCCGGCAGGAGUUCUGGGCAGAAGCUGCAAAGGGAGUCGACAUUUCUCUCCGAUUAUCCAUUGCAAAUAUCGAUCUGGGUCUGGGAAUUUUCCCCAGAUUUGCCUCGCUUGUCUGGCAUGACUCUCAGCUCUGUCAUGCAUACUUUCAUCAAAGAGCUCCUCUUGCCUGUCAUGCAAAAGCGCAGUUUCUCAUGCUGAAUUCGCAAUAGGACGCCCUAGAAGCUCAGAACUUUCUCCUGCUUGGCUGUGCAUUUUGCAGUACGCUUUUGCUAUUCGCACAUUGGCAUGAGAAAUCUCCAGACCACCAGACAUAUUUGCAAUGCAUAGCGAGUCCUUCUUCGGCGGUGGUGCAUCAUCUCCGGAGAAAGAUUAUGACAAGGAUCGGGAUAGUGACGACGAUGGGAUGAACGAUGACAACCCGCUCGCAAUAGUACCGGUCGACACAGCCAGGACCAUGAGCCGGGAUAGCGAAAAUUCCGACAACCACAGUGGAACCGGGGAUGACAACAAUGAUGGAAUCAGCUCUGGCGCCAGGACACCGAGGAAGAAGUUCUCAAGACAGGAGUCCGUUGCUUUCAACAAAGAGGAGUACUCGCAAUUAUCCGCCAGGAGAUCUCUCCCACCGAGGACACCAAGAAAAAGUGAUAACGAAUUGUCCGAAGCGGCGAAAGAUGUGGAAAAGCAGCAGGUCUCCCAGUCCGCACAGAAGUGGCAAGAGGCGAAGAAGAAGGUUUUGCUGCGGAAAAUGUCGCUAGAGGAAAUGGUGGAAGAGGUGAAACAGCGGGAAGAGAAAUUCCCCGUCUUCGGCGUCCCCCUACGGAUUCAACUCUCCGGCGAAACUAUCGAUGAAGAAGCUAUGCAUUGCAAAUAUGUCUGGGUCCGGAUGAUUUGUAUUGCCAUAUUUGAAGGACAGCAAGGAUUUGUCAUGCAUAAAAUGCCAGUGGCCACGUCUUCUGUCAUGCUGGAUGGCACUUUGUAAUGCUGAUCACGAAUGAAUCCGCUAAGACAUGAGGAAAACUUCUCAUGCUGAUAUGCCGUAGAAGCGGCCAUGCUGCAAUGCGGGUAUCAGCAACACAAAUUUUCUGACCCAGACAUAUUUGCAUUUGAUAGAAGCUGCGGAUGUCGAGUUAGCGAAGAAAUUUGAGGGGGAAAUCAUCGACGUGAUACCGAGUCAGCAGAUGUUAUCCUGUGUAAAAAUGUCCCCACCCCAAACUUGUCAUGCAAAUCUGCAAGCCUCAAAUCGAUUUCUCAUGCGUAGCCCCAUGAAGAUCAUUUUCUAAUGUUGUCUGGCAGUUUGUCAUGCGGAAAUUAGGAUACGAUACUCGCUCUGUAAAAAUGCGGCUACACAGGCUAAACGGCUCUAGUACUACUACACUAGAAGCCCAAGCUUGUUUCUACGAGCCCAAGCUUGUCAUGCGCAACACGAAGAAAUCGUUCGUUUGUGUAGCAAAAUGCCCAUCUUGGCUCUGGGGUGGGGGCGUUUUUCCUCUUGAUAGAUGUGUGUCCCGCUGAGUGUCGGCGUUGAAUCCAGUCACGAGGUGAGGAACCGGAAGAAGCCGUCUUUCUUAGCGAUAAUGGCCGCGGCGGGGAUGCUUGCGAAACAAAACGCUUCCGCGGAGGCGGAGGGGGAAGCGGGAGAGCCGAAUGAGGUAGAAACAGGGAAUGACGACGCAACUGCGGGAAAACGGUUAGACCGGUUCCAAUCUGCAACGUCCGUCGCCGCGGAUUUGGGGGAUGAAGGCAUAGCAAACGGUGCGCUACACCUCCACUCCAGUGACCACGAUCCAGAGAACAAAAGCCCGAUCUUAUCCGCAGUAAAAACGUACCCACCUCCCCAGAGCUGUAAUGCAAAGCUGCAUAACUAAAAAUAUUUCUCAUGCGCAGAACCAUAAGGGCCACUUUCUAAUGCUGUCUGGGAAUUUGUCAUGCUGGAAUCAGGAUGAGGUAAUCGAUUCGUGAUGCGUCUCCACUACCUCAAACAGAACUACGCCAUGAACCCAAAAAGCUUGUCAUGCGCAACAGCCAAAACUUAUUGAUUUGUGCUGGGAGAUCCCCAUUUGUAGUCUGGGACGAGGACGUUUUUCAAAUGGAUAGAUCUCCCCCCAGGAUCUGCAACUCGCAGUGUUAGACUCCCCCAACGGUGGAGAAACGCCCGCCGGGGGUUUUCAGAGUCCGGAUGGCGGGGAGGGGGUCGCGCCGGGGAAGAGCGUGGUGGAAGAUAUGGUGUAAAAGCGUGUCUUCCGCUUCUGAAACUGCAAAAAAUUAUCUGCAGGUACAACUUGGAGCAACGAAAAGUUUUGUAAAUAGACCUCAAAUAGCAACGACAACUGAAAUCAUUUUUUCAAUCGUACAAAAGCACAGCUUUUCCUUUUUUUCUCAAAUAGCAACGGGAAGUUUAUUCCGACUUGAAUUUCAUCUAAUUAGCAAAAGUUUCAACAAAUAUUGACAAGAGUAGCAACAGAUCACCAUAACUUGUUCAGCUUAAAACCAAUACUAUUCGAAGCAACUCAAACACAUUUGAUGUAAAAUGACAAGGUGAAACAUUUGUACGAUCAUGUUUAGAACAAAAUGCCAGUAUUCUUAUACGGAAAUACCACCGAUCAUUCCAAGAAUACGCUUGAGCGCAAGACGAGUAAUCCUAUGCAUAAAAGUUUCAAACUCAACCGAUACAACCCCAAUACGAUAAAAACGGAGGCUGUUGCCAUCCAGAUUAUUAACACCUAUUAACAUUUUCCAAAUAAGCGAAACACAACUGUGGCAUCACCAACUUUUACCAAAUCGCAGUGCGCAAUCUAGUGCGUGUUGCUGGUAGAAAUUGUGUGCUGCUGCUGGUAUACAGUCAAGUAGAAAUGAUGAAUAAAACUAAUUCACACCGACGAGAAAAACUUUAUGUACGAUUAUGAAGAAAAGUUGAGGUCAAAAAUCAAAAUGCAAAUGUACCCCCGCAAAUGAAAAUAAUGAUGUACUAGUUUUUACCCGCAUUGCCAGACACGUCUCUCAUGCAGCAUACGCUGUAUUGUUGAUCCAGAAUAUUGAAAGCACAAAAUCUUUUUCACAUCCACAU